Messenger RNA from Rotaria sp. Silwood2, 2250 nucleotides. Lineage: Eukaryota; Metazoa; Rotifera; Eurotatoria; Philodinida; Philodinidae. The record is from the annotation of a GenBank genome assembly.
AUGGACAGUGACCAAGAGUCAUCCGAAUGUCCGUUAUGUUUGGAAGUACUCGAAGCUGAUGAUUUGAAUUUCUUUCCAUGUACAUGUUGUUAUCAAAUUUGCCGGUUUUGUUGGCAUCGUAUUCGAACAGAUGAAAAUGGAUUAUGUCCUGCCUGUCGAAAACCAUACAGUGAAAAUCCGGCACAAUUUAAACCAUUAACUGAAGAAGAAAUUCAACAAGUAAAACGUGAUAGAAAAUUAAAAGAAUCCCAUAAAAAACCAAAAAUCACUGAAAGUCGUAAACAUUUGGCAAAUCUUCGAGUCGUUCAACGUAAUCUUGUAUUUGUCAAUGGUCUUCCAUCACGUUUAGCUGAUACUGAAUUAUUAAGACGAAAUGAUUAUUUUGGUAAAUAUGGUAAAAUAGUUAAAUUAGUUACAUCACCAGCACACAAUGGACAAUUAAAUUCUAUAUGUGUAUAUAUAACAUAUUCACGUUCAGAAGAAGCAUUACGUGCUAUACAAGCACUUUGUAAUUAUCAUGUUGAUGGUCGCACAUUAAAAGCAACAUUAGGUACAACUAAAUAUUGUAGUCGAUAUUUAAAAGGUGCAUCAUGCCAAAAAGCUGAUUGUCUUUAUUUACAUGAACCAGGUGAUCCAUUGGCUAGUUUCACUAAAGAACAAAUGCAACAAGGUUUACAUCUUGAAUAUGAACGAAAACUUAUGGAACAGUUUACUAAUAGAAAUAUAUCUGGACAAUCAAAUACAACACCAAAAACUGGACGAACGAUGACAAAUGGUAAAAAAAAUGAUUCACCACAACGACGAAAAAAUCCUACACAACCAACGUCAUUAACACUAACAACAAAUUCAGCAAUAUCAACAAAUGGGAAUUCAGAUUUAGAAUCAGGUGAUGAAAUUCAUCAUUCAUUGAAUGGUUAUAAUAGUGAAACAUUUACACGUACAAAUACAAUAAAUGUUGAUUCUGAUACAACAUCAACAUCAUCUCAAACAUCAUCUGAACACGAUCCACAAGUAACAUCAUUAACAAUUCAAACUCAAACAUACAAUGCGUCUCCAAUAACAACUACAACAACAAAUUGGCCAGAUGAACGAACAUCUUUUCUUGCCACUAAUAAUCUCGCAUCAUCUCAACAAACAACAACAUCAACAACUAAAUCUUUAUCUCAAACAUCACCAUCUAUAAAUGUACCUGUUACAACUUUAUUAUCUUCGCCCAAUAAUACUAAUAAUAAUUUAUUAACAGAAUCAACUAAUAAUAAUACAGUGAAAAAUUUUGAUCAAUUACCUGAAUAUAAACUAUUUAGUUCAAAUAUACCAUCUAUACAUAAUCUUCUUUUUGGUAAUAAUGAAAAUUGUCAACAAUCUCAAAGACCAUUAAUCAAUGGAAUUGAUCAUGAUGUGAGAGAAAUUGAAAAAAGAUUAAUGGAAAAUGGUCUUAAUAAUGGUGAUAUGCCCUAUUCUCAAACGCAAGAAAAUGAUGAACUUGGUUUUGAUCCAUGUAGUUUAUUUAUGUCUGCACUUGCAUCUGAUAUUGAAGAUGAACGACGACCAUUACCAUCAACAAUAGUACAUCGUCCGAUAACAAAUUCGUAUAAUUACUCAUCACAAUAUACACCUACAACGAAUCCAUCUAUCGGACAAAUGAAUACAAAUUGGUUAUUACAACAAUCACAACAAUAUCAUGAUCAACAACAACAACAACAACAACAGGCAAUAAUACAUAGUAAUGGUACAACAUCACAAAAACAACAACAACAACAACGAUAUCCAGUAUCAUUUAACGGAUCGUCGCCCAGACAGAUGUGGAACGGCAAUCAACAACAAUAUGCACCACAAAUAUCAACUCGUUUAGAUUUUACAAAUCAAAUUCCACAAAGACUUCCACCAUCACAAUCAUCAUCACAAUAUUCUCAAACAAUGAAUAAUCAUACUAAUACUAAUAAUACUUAUUCUUCUAAUAGUACAGUGACCACAAAUAAUUUAUCAAAUGAUCGAUGGAUAAAUCUACCAUGGACAGAUCCAGCUAUAAUAUCAUUCGGUAAUAAACUUGAUACAACAUCAUCACAAUGGUCCACAACUACGCAAUCACAAGGAUCUUCCACAUUAUCAUCCUCAGGAAAUAAUCUCAUGCAAACUGCACGUUGGUCACAACAACAACCAUCGACACAAUCCCAAACACAUAUGAUUACAAAUGGAAUCUAUUCGCCAUAUUCAACAACAUCAGGUGUCGAUAAUGGAAAUCGUUCUUAA